AUCAUCAUCAGUCUUCAAGUAAAAACCCAGUAGGGUAGCCUGCACUGCAGUGCACGCAGCUGUUUUGACAGUUGUGCUCGCGUCUUGUCAAAUGGAGCAAUUUGUUCACUGUGUCCUACUGUUUUCCGGUGUCAUUCUGGCAUGUGUCGCAACCGCGAGCGCCGACUUCCCGCUGUUAAUGCCACAAGUACAGCCGACGCAGAAUGAAACCUACCUCUGCACCGGCUUUCAUGUUGCAUCAAGCAAGCAUCAAUAUAUCGUGGCCUUCAGGCCCAACGCCACGAAGCAUGUGGCCCACCACAUCCUGAUCUACGGUUGCGAGUCCCCGGGUUACCGUGAGUGGGAUACGCCGAGGGCCGUCUGGGACUGCGGGGAGAUGGCCACCUCCCACAGCAUGUUCCACAAGGGCCCCACCUGCAGGACGGGCUCGCAGAUCAUCUAUGCCUGGGCCAUGGACGCACCAGCCCUCAAGCUGCCGGAGGGAGUUGGGUUCAAAAUAGGUGGCAACAGUGGCAUCAACUAUCUUGUUCUACAGGUGCAUUAUGCUGAUACCACUGCGUUCCUCAAUGGACACAAGAGAGACAGCUCUGGCAUUGUGCUCUCCUUAGUUCCUGGUGACACCAAUCAGGUGAAGCGAAGAGCAGGAGUGUACGUUCUUGGCACGGGGGGAAUGAUCAGGGCACACACUAGAGAGAACUUUGAAUCGGCUUGUCGGAUCAACGAGAACUUGACGCUGUAUCCCUUUGCCUUCCGUACCCACACCCACAAGCUUGGCAAGGCUGUGACUGGCUACGUGGUUCGGAAAGGACGGUGGACGAACAUUGGAAAACACAGCCCUCAGGAACCUCAGAUGUUUUACCCUGCAAAGAAAGGUCUGAAGAUUGUCAAGGGAGAUGUGCUGGCUGCACGUUGUACCAUGCAAAACUUCAGGGACAGAGACACUUAUGUUGGCCCCACGGGUAACGACGAGAUGUGCAACUUUUACAUCAUGUACUACGUGGACGGAGACAGGAUCCUGAACGACAAGCAGUGCUUCUCCUACGGACCCCCCAUCUACUACUGGCACAGCGACCCGCUGCUGAGAGACGACCUCACUGCGAAGGUCAACGAGGACGCCAGCACCCUCGACUGAUGGAGCACUCCCGUCGUCCGACCCCCCGCACGCAGUCCCCUACCGUCCCUAGACCCAAACGUUUUUGUCGGACCCCACGAGUCCACCGGUUCGUCCUCCCGAGACAACCUGAACGCUCUUCGGGCGGAGCGACUUUCGACUUUUUUCAACUGUCGGUGAAACUGUCUUUUUUUUUUUUUUGUGUAGUUUCGGACUUUUAGAAGUCGGUUGCCCCGUGUUGUAAGAAUAUCAAAUGUAAUUUUUUAAUCCAUCUGUUUUGAAUGAGUGCCCAGAGGAUGCAGACAUGCCAGAGAGUGCAGUUAAGAAAGACUGGUUGUUGAGGAGUUAUGGUCGCUCAAGACGUACGAAACGCAGGGCGCGACCUGUCGCAGUCACGCUUCUUGUUUUGUGAUUGGUUCUUCGGCGUCCUUAUUGGCCAAAGCCUAAAUCUCGUUGGCUGCCGGGGAGUGAUACUAGAACGCUCGAAACUCCUUCUGCCCCACGUUCCUUAUGCUCUCGUGCGACUAGUGCGACGCAGUGUUAAAUGGGAGCGAUGCAGUUGGGUGGUCACAUUCCGGUUUGAGGAUUGUACGAGGCUGUAGUAAAGAUCGAUUCCUGCUCGGCAGUUCUUUUUCGUGCCUCCCCUCGAAAACGAUGAACAAAGUUUUUUUUUUUCAAGAGCGUGUCCUCAGUCUCUCGUCUAAACUGGUCUCUCUACACCUGGCGAUGUAGGGGCUUUUUAGCUGGUGAGGUUACAUCACUCGCUUGUUCCGUCUAUUCGGGUGCUGCCACACUGCUUUUAGAAAGAGCAUGAUGGUGGAAGUCGGUUUAUUUUCAUGUAGUUUUCCAGCCCCAAGUCGUGGAAAGAAAGAUUUCUUGGUGAAGUGCGCAAGCCACCGUUUACAAUUGUGCGCGGGUUUCUUUUCCUGACUUCAGUUACCAUGUCACUAACCUCUUUGUGAAACAGGCCAUUAGGUCACAUCAUGUGUUUCACAGGUACUUACACUGACCAAUUUUAGAAUUUAGCUAUUCUUGUUUUUGGUAUGAUGCUCGAAUGGAGAGGAUCAAAUGUAAACUGUGUUCAAGUAUACAUACUACUACAAUAAGGUAAUCAGUUGGCAAGCUUUUUUUAAAUUUAUUUAUGCUUGACCACUCCUGCUUGGUGUUGUACCGUGUCUACAGUUUUGAAGGGAGUUUGUUACAAAGUUUUCCCCUUUCCAUGAUCGGAAAGUACUCCAAUGAUUUUUGAUAAUCAAAACACUAGAACACAAACAUAUAUCUGUAUCAUAUGGGACAUUCACCAAUGCUGUACUAUGCUGUACUUUAGAAAAAAAAAAAGAAAUAACUUUUUUUUUUUAAUUGUUGGUGAUACUUUGUUUUAACUGGAACAAUGUGCAGAAGCGGUGCAUUCUCACCUUUUUAAAAGGGAGAAAGACUAAGGGUUUUCUUUGUUUUGUUUAUUUACAGCUAAACAUUCCACACUAGUCAACAGAUAUAUUUUAAGUCUCUUUUUAGUAUCUGAGAUGGGAGUGUAAAUUUUUCGUUUGAUCUUUUUGAAGUUUCUAUUUAUUGUUUUACAGAAAUAUGACUACCAAUUGGGGUUAUGGUUUUCACACGAAAGAUGUUUGUGCCGGCUUGUAAUGGCACAAACCUUCCCCACAUUUGUUUCCCUAGUGGGCACUUAGUAAUCAAACUGCAUAUCAAGGGUGCGGUGAUGUGAUGCUAUAUAUUUAUAUUGGUGCAACAUUGUUAAGACAUAGGCAGACAGAUAACAGAUUUAUCUACUUUUCAUUACAACUUUAAUUGUAUGUAAAUGUCUGAAAGGUCUGAAAUGAGAACAGGAUAUGGUGUACUGCACCUGCAUCCCUGACCUGCAGUUGCUGCAAAGGAUAAUCACCUACCACAGUAAAUAUAUUUGUGUUAAGGCGGACAAUCGUGUCCUUGUCUAUGGACCGUGUUAUCGAAUCAAGCUAUAGUGUGGAUCAAAUUUGAAAUACAUAAUAUACAGAAGAAAUUUUGAUGUACACUUUUUAGUGUGUCAAAUAAAAUGUUGGGGUGGA
This is a messenger RNA of Ixodes scapularis (black-legged tick), 3171 nucleotides long. RefSeq names its product peptidylglycine alpha-hydroxylating monooxygenase. Gene Ontology annotation, biological process: peptide metabolic process. Gene Ontology annotation, cellular component: membrane; extracellular region. The transcript has 11 exons. The record is from RefSeq and is a predicted model, not a curated record. Gene Ontology annotation, molecular function: copper ion binding; oxidoreductase activity, acting on paired donors, with incorporation or reduction of molecular oxygen, reduced ascorbate as one donor, and incorporation of one atom of oxygen. NCBI's taxonomy places the organism in Eukaryota, Metazoa, Arthropoda, Arachnida, Ixodida, Ixodidae. The coding region runs from base 92 to 1132 and encodes 346 amino acids.